AUGGGCGUCCUAACUCUUGUCCUUCUGGCGUCCGCCCUCCUCUCCGCGCACGCCGCGGAGAUGAAAACCCGCGAUGACCUAACCGGUGCCGGAGGUACCAACAAGCAAUUCAUCAACAACUACGACACCGUCACUCCUGCCGCUGUUAUCACCCCCCGCCCCAGGGACCCCGAGCCUGUUGCCGAGCCUGUUCCCGAGCCUGUGACUCCCGAGCCUGCGACUCCCAAGCCGGCUACUCCCAUCAACUCCGUCACCACUCCGAACCCCGUGUCGGCCUCUCAGGACGUCUUCACUGACGAUCCUUUUGGUAGCUCGAAACCGGCGCCCGUCGCCAACUCGGGUCCGUCGUUCGACCCCAACGACCCUCUGGGCGGCAGGGACCCUCUCGCGGGCGAUGACUCCAAGACCGGCAUGCAGACGACAAGCGCGACCGACUCUAGCGCGUAUGACGGCACAGCGCAGCCCAACCAGGUGAAUCAGGUGCCCCCGACUGUUCCCGAUGUUCCCGACAACGACACUGGCGUCGCGCAAUCGUCCACCUGCGACCCGUCCGACUUGGAUGGUUACACGUCAUCGUACCAGAUCACCAAGUACGGCCACGUGCUGCACUGGGCCGUGGUCUCUCCAACGGUCGUCAAAAUCGCCUUCGAGGCUAAGCGCGGCAGCGGCGCGGCGUUGGGAUGGGUCUCCGUGGGUUUCUCUAAGGACGGCAAGAUGUCGCCCGCUGACGCCAUUAUCGGUAACCAGCCAGACACGCCCAUUGCAGCCUACUCGACGACGGGUUACGAUGCGGGGUCCAUCACGGUCAAUAAGAACCUGUGGAUCGGCGACGAUGCGAGCCUCGUGACCAAGACCAACGGCAGCCUCAUUAUGAAGUUCCAGAGAACCAUCACGGACGGCGUUGCGCCCAUCUCCACGACUUCACCCGUCACCGUCAUCUGGGCCUUCUCCGCCGACAACACCAAGCCGCUCUCCUACCACGGCGAGAAGCGACGCGGCUCUUUCCAGGUUGACUUUUCAUGCAAUGGCGGCAGCGGCGUGGCGACGCAGCCGACGGCGCCGGUGCCCGUGCCGGUCCAGGGCACGGAGGUGACGGUGGGGUCGGCGUGCGAUGCGUCGACGCUCGGCCAGUACGACCACCAAGCUGAUCUCUACAACGGAAAGAUUCUGCUGCACUGGAAGGUUCUGCCGGGUCCCGUCUUCAAGAUGGCACUCGAGGCGAAGCGCCUCAGCGGCGCAGAGAACAGCUGGAUUUCCGUCGGCUGGUCGAACAACGGGGCCAUGGCGCCUGCCGACGCAGUCGUUGGUAACAUGCCUGGGAUCAAGGCGUACCGACUAGAUGGUUACAAGAUGGCAGAGCUCGUCAACGACACGUUUUCGCUCGGGCCGAACCCGUCGGUCACCACCUCGGCUACUGGGUCCACAGUUGUGAAGUUUUCCCGUACCAACGGGGAUGGCGGUUCGGUUCCGAUCAACCUGAGUGGCGAGACGUACGUCAUCUGGGCCUUCUCCCGCGGCAUGCUCGAGACGUUCGGUUAUCACGAAUACAACAGGGGUCUCGCCACGGUUGAUUUCGUCUGCAACAAAGCUCCCGCCAGCCUGAUGGGACCUGCCGACAAUGUGGCGACUAUCCCGGGUGCUAAAGUGGACAAGGAUCCUUACGCGGGCCUGACCCCUGCCGAGCGGGCGGACAAGGAGGCCCGCAGGGAGCGCCGCACAGCGCGCCGAGCACAGCGCGGAGCUAUUUUCCGUUCAUGGGCUGAUGCUGCGUUUGGCCUCCCCAAUCCCGCCCCGUCAACGAACCCAUCGACCUACCCCUAA
Closterium sp. Yama58-4 is the source of this 1821-nucleotide messenger RNA. NCBI's taxonomy places the organism in Eukaryota, Viridiplantae, Streptophyta, Zygnematophyceae, Desmidiales, Closteriaceae. The record is from the annotation of a GenBank genome assembly.